This is a messenger RNA of Kalmanozyma brasiliensis GHG001, 594 nucleotides long. RefSeq names its product Pseudouridine synthase/archaeosine transglycosylase. The transcript is spliced from 2 exons. Lineage: Eukaryota; Fungi; Basidiomycota; Ustilaginomycetes; Ustilaginales. Gene Ontology annotation, biological process: formation of translation preinitiation complex. The record is from RefSeq and is a predicted model, not a curated record. The coding region runs from base 1 to 594 and encodes 197 amino acids. Gene Ontology annotation, molecular function: RNA binding.
AUGUCGCUCUUCAAGAAGUUCGAGCCAAAGCCCGAUCUGAGUCCCGCGACAGCACUCAAGUCGUCAGUGCGCAGGGUCAUCCGACAGAAGCUCACCGAGCAGUACCCGGCUCUCGCCCAGGACGAAGGCGCCCUCCUCGAAGCAGCAUGGCCCAACAAGGCUUCCGUCACGACGGUCAAGUUCGCACGCGAGCAUGUCCAGAUGCUGAUUGCAGACAAGCAAGUGCUCUUCUUCCAGCACUACGACGAUUGGUACCUGCCGAGCUUGCGGCUUUUGCAUAAGUUCCCAGAAAUGCUUCCAUCAGUACAAGUCGACCGAGGUGCCAUCAAGUUCGUCUUGUCGGGCGCCAACGUCAUGUCGCCAGGGCUCACAAGCGCAGGAGGACAUCUUCCCGAUCCAUCAAAGGGCGAAGAGCCCCUCAAGAAGGGCCAGUGCGUCGCGAUCAAAGCACAGGGCAAGCAAGAGGUGCUCGCCGUCGGCGUGCUGCAGAUGGACACGGAGGAGAUUCGAAAGACCGGCAAGGGCAUCGCGAUAGACAACAUUCACUACCUCGGAGACGACCUCUGGCUCACACUCUCAAAAGGCGGCAUAUAA